Perca fluviatilis (European perch) is the source of this 3160-nucleotide messenger RNA. RefSeq names its product gap junction protein beta 1b (gene gjb1b). The record is from RefSeq and is a predicted model, not a curated record. The transcript is spliced from 2 exons. Gene Ontology annotation, biological process: cell communication. Lineage: Eukaryota; Metazoa; Chordata; Actinopteri; Perciformes; Percidae. Gene Ontology annotation, cellular component: connexin complex. Bases 620 to 1447 code for a protein of 275 amino acids.
AUCAUUUCAUUCUGUUUUAUUCUAACAUUCUGUGUGCAAUGAGGUCAGAUUUUAUGCGAGUGAUGGCUCACAUGCCCCAUUGCCUCGACAAACACUUGCCAUGUUGUUUAACCUAUCGUUACCCUUUUAUAGUAAUAUUAUUUGAAUGAAUCCGCUUAUGACGUGUGAUCAUUUCAAGUUUUUAUGAGGUAAAUCUGGUGAAGUCUGUUGCCUUCUUUAGAACAAAAGAGGUCUCUCAGUUGUCUUAAAAAAAAAAAUAAAUCUAAUGAGAUGGAUGUCUUGCUGGUUCCUUGGAGAAAUUUGCUGGCAGUCCGUCAGUCUGUCUGUCUGCAACUGGGCUGUAGGUCAGUUUGGGAGUACAGUAUUAAUACAGGGUGAGCCAAUCACGUGGCUCGGCGAAUGCUUCGCAAUUGGCUUCGUCGCGUUGCGUCUUGUGACGGCGCACGGCGGUAGGCCAUCACCCCUGCUUUUAUACGGCCAACUUGCUACUCGGCAAUUCUUUUCUGUGUUCCUCACUCUGCCAGCUUGAUGCUCAGGCCACACCUCAAGAUGGUCAUCUUUGGACCCGGCGCUGCUUACGCCGCUUGCACCGCUGGCUGAGUCUGACCUGGAGUCGAAAAUGAACUGGGGGACCUUUUAUGCCGUGGUCAGCGGCGUAAACAGGCACUCCACCGGCAUCGGACGCGUUUGGCUCUCCGUCAUCUUCAUCUUCCGUAUCCUGGUCCUGGUGGUCGCCGCUGAGAGCGUUUGGGGAGACGAGAAGUCCGGCUUCACCUGCAACACCCAGCAGCCCGGCUGCGACAGCGUCUGUUACGACCAGUUCUUCCCCAUCUCGCACAUCCGCCUGUGGGCGCUCCAGCUCAUCCUGGUCUCCACCCCCGCCCUGCUGGUGGCCAUGCAUGUGGCCCACCGACGCCACGUCGACAAGAAGAUCCUGAAGAGGACGGGCCGCGCCAGCCCCAAGGAGCUGGAGCACAUCAAGAACCAGAAGUUUCAGAUCACCGGAGCUCUUUGGUGGACAUACAUGAUCAGUAUCCUCUUCAGAAUCCUCCUGGAGGUGGCUUUUCUCUACAUCUUCUACUUGCUUUAUCCUGGCUUUAAGAUGGUGCGUCUGGUAAAGUGUGACUCGUACCCAUGCCCCAACACGGUGGAUUGUUUUGUCUCCAGGCCGACCGAAAAGACCAUAUUCACCGUGUUCAUGCUGGCAGUGUCUGGGGUGUGUGUGCUGCUGAACCUGGCUGAGGUGGUAUACCUCAUAGGCAGGGCCUGCAAACGGUGCUUACGAGGCUCUGACGAAGAGUCCAAAGUCGCUUGGAUAAGUCAACGAUUGCCUACUUAUAGACAAAAUGAAAUCAAUCAACUGAUAGCAGACCACUCUCUCAAGUCGAAGUUAAAUGUGACCAAAAAGAGCCCAACUGAGAAGGGUGAAAUGUGUUCUGCUUUCUGAGACUCUGCCUCUCCUGUUCCCGUCGAACUAAUCAACAGUAAUCGCACACGUCCCUGGAGUAUUUUGCUCUGCAUUAAUGUCACAUAUUCUGUAUAUUUCAUCAUUGUCAGCAGACACAUUUGGACUAUUUAUUUAUGCAUCACUCAGUCUACCGCAUAUUGAGUCAUCUGUUUUUUUCUUUGUUAUUGGUUUUACUGAGUAGUAGCUGUGUUGCUGUUGGAACUCAUAGUAGCCAGUAGUGAAGGUUAAAGGACCAUAGCAUAUCGGCGUUUUAGUCCACUUACUAAAAGUCUGGCAUUUUUGUUGAUUUUUAGUGGUUUCAUUUAAAUAGCUGAGGCGCAGAAACCAUGCUUGUGUCAUGGUUGCGUGAUAAUACAGUUCUCAAUAUGGAUUUGUUUGAAAAUCCUGCAGAUGUUGGCACACUGGUUAGAAACCACCAACUGCUGCUACGCAGUUGUAUUUACAAGCUAUGAUGCAUGGAAAGUAUGCCCAUUAAGCAAACCUUGAUUUGAAAAAUGAAUAUUUAUUAUUUGGCAUUAUAAAGGUUUCUUUUAGGGAAACAACUGGAUUCUUGGAUGUCAGUUUAUUUCCAGCACACAGAUCCACUGCGCUGCAGAUUUGUCACAUUUCAGCUGCUUUGUCACGCAACAAGAGUGUAGCUUUGACACAUAUAAAGGAAACGGGCAGCUGUCCGGAAGGCACGAAAACAUAAAAAAACUUACAAAAUUAAUUUAAUUUGGCCAAAAUGUGCAGAAACACUGUUAUGGUUCUCAAAGUUGCAAAGAUUACAGUAGAGAUUAAAAUGCUGGAUAAAAAGGGGAACUUUUUAUUUACAUGAAACAUGUUGAUAUGUGCCAUAUUUAUUCCAGUCGGAAUCAAAGCUACAUAAUAGAGGAAAAGGGCAUUUAUGUAUUAAAGUAAAUGAGUAAGAGUACAGUAAAUGCCAUUAAAUGUCAGUAACAGCCCUUUAAGACAAGUGGUGUGCUUGGAUUAUAUUGGACAGUUUUAGUUAUUUGACUUUGAUGAACUUUGUACACACAGCAGUAACUAUUAUGUAUCUUAGCACACUGCUAUUCCGAUAUUUUAACAUUUGGUGCUAGAAAACCAAAGAAAGUUUUUAAAAUAGUCCAGGUACGGACAACUGUCAUUUCAUGUUAACGUUUUACAAGUGAUUUAAAAAUAAAAUUCAUUUGAAAACAAUUUUCCACAAACGUAUUUUUACAACUGACCUAUUAAUUAUAUAUCUUGACAGAGUAGUCAGAAUGGUGCACAGGGCAAAAGUAUAUUUCAAUAAACCUUGUAAAAGUACUGUACAUAUAUGUCUUUGGAUUCAGUUGUAAACACUGCCUACUUACUUCAUUGUGCCUUCUGUUUGAGUUGAUCUUUGUUUGUGAAAAAUGCUUGAGGUUGACCUACUUUAUAACAGAGACAGUUGCACUUGCUUUCCUUAAUAUUGUCCUGUAUGAAAUUACUCGGUAUCUCUCUGGUCCUGAAAAUGUAAUGUCCCAUACGCUGGUAUCCGUUUAUACAACUGUUCUUUUAUAAAGUUAUACACAUUGUAGGGCGUACAAAAACCCUGUUGUCAACAUUUAUUCUGUACAUGCAGUAUAUGAAUUUACACACGGGUAAACAAUCCGGUUAAUAAGUAAUAUGGGUUGAAACAAUAUGUGUUCUUUAUGUAAUAUAAAGAAAUAAACUACCUGAUAAUUUUGA